Microbotryum saponariae is the source of this 4479-nucleotide messenger RNA. NCBI's taxonomy places the organism in Eukaryota, Fungi, Basidiomycota, Microbotryomycetes, Microbotryales, Microbotryaceae. The record is from the annotation of a GenBank genome assembly.
AUGGGACCGUCCAAAAAAGCGCGAAUUGAUCACAAUCGACCCGACAAGAUUGAACAGUGGUUUCACGCGUGCGCCGAUACAGCGCCCGAGCUGGAUGAACUCAACCGUCUGGUUCGACACUUCGCUGGCACCGCUCCUGGCGUUGACUCUCUCGGCGGAGACCACGACGUUCGACAGCAGAGCAAUGACGACCGAGGAGUUCGAUCACUUCAAUCGUCUCAAGCUCUCUCGGACGUCGUGGGUCAGCAGCUAGAACAAGCAGAGUGCUUGCUGCACACACUGCAGCUCCGACUCGCUCCUGCCCAACAACGCGCACGCGAUGUCAAUUCAGAGGGGGACACGAGGCCCGAGGCGCAGGCGGAACGCGGCACCCUAGCCUCAUGGCAGGAUCGAAUUGACGCGAUCGGAGUGAUGCUGUGGAACAAAGUGACCGAGAUUAAAACAAUGGCAACCUCGGGCACUCAGUAUACUUCAGAAAUCUCACCGCGGAUAGCGCUUCAAAUCAAACCAGACGUCAGCAGUGACUCGCUUCCGUUGCAAUGGCUCAGCAUGAUUGCCAGAGGUAUGUUCGCUCUUCACGCGUGGUACGAACAGAACAUAGCUGAAACCAACUUGAGCAUCAUAGCUCGGCAUCUAGCAUACCUCCUGAUUCAACUUGGAACUCCAGAACCGAUAUCAAGUGAAGGUCGGUCUGCGCGUCAGCGCUGGCGGGCCAGAGCGCGUCAUGACAGCAAACUGAUCGCUUAGCAUCUCGACCUUCGUCCACAGGGCGAGUGCUCCUUCUGUCGCUUCUUAACAAGACCAUUGCCGAGUCUCUAUCCACGAAGGGAGAGCAAAUCCAACUAUCCCGCCUUUUCGAUGCGGCCGCCACCUACGCGCAAGAAAUACAUGCCCCCGCCGUUGCACCCCCAUCCAGACCUGAUACGACGCCAGACGACGUGCGAGCUCUCAGUGGUCACUACGUUCAGCGGAUCGUUUUCGAGUCGCGUCGAUCUGCAUUUGGCGUCGCGGACUUCAUCAAACAUCGCUUGGAGUCAUUGAUUCCGAGUUGUGGCCCUCGCGAGGCAAGCCAAAUUGCACGCUGCAGUUGCCCUGGCCCCGCUCGAGUUGGAUGAGCUAACAAGCACGUUUGCGUACCAGCAGGUCGAGAAGAUCGCCCACGGCGCUUUAGAUUCCGCCCGUGAAGUGCUCGCUAUCGAAAACUCCUCUUCCGCUGCUUUGCAAGAUAAAGCAAAGGAGUGGCUCCUAUGGUCGAUAAAGCUUGCGGAGGGCAUGCGCAGCGAGUCGGCGCGAGCGAUCAAGGUCGGCAUACGAUGGCAGCAGUUUUGUUCCAGAAUGACGCUAAUGAGAAGAAAAUUACGUAGAUCGCGAGCCUGAGUCUGCUUACCCAGAUCCACACCCGUACCCAGUCAUGGCGCGAAGCGGAAGAGGUGGUAGCUCAGUUGUUGGUGAGGACUGCACCUGCAGCAUGGGUUCCCAGUUUUAGGCGAUGGUUGACACCUCUCCUUCGUUCUGAAGACUAUCGAGGCGACCCCAUCCAUGUGGCUGCGUAAGAUCCGGUUGAUGAUGGAACGUGACGCUGGCGAGGGAGAAUUGGGCCAGGGUAAGCAAGCUUGCGCCAGUGGGCACGAUACUUGCCGGAUGCAUAGCUGAUUGACCAUCCCGUGCGUUUCCUAGCGUUCGGACAAGCCACAACUGCAAUAGUCACUUGGUGGAACGAGGGAGACUUGGAGAAGAACAGUGUUCGGUCAGUCUCAGGGGUUGUGGAGCGGGCACUCGCGGAAACGCUUCAUUGACGAGCUUUGGGGGUUUGGGGCAGACUAUCAGCGGCCGCUCAGAGAUAUCAUGAUACGCAGUGAGGACAUUCGUCCUUAUCUAAUGUGAUUGAAAGAGACCCUGACUUAUGGUCUGUUUUUAAAAUCACACAGUCGCAGACCAGACUUCGCCAUGUUCAAAGAAAUAGUCACGAACUUGUGCUCGCCUGCUGAUGAAGCGACGUCCCGGAUCAUCCGGCAGAUUGCAAUGACGGUGACGGUGCACUCGCGGAGCGACGAUCGAACCUCAGUGACAAGUCUUUUCCAGAAUAUUUCGACUCGUGAGCUACCCCUCUGUCUUCCACUGAGUGGGUGUUGCAAGAAGCGCGCUAAUCGCUUCGCACUGGUGCUCACAGAUCUCAGCGAAGCAUUCACCCUCUCCGCCGACUAUGCGUUCGUGGCCACAACUUAUUUUUGGCGUCAUGGGGACCAAGAGCGGGCAAAGGGAGCUUUCUUCGAAGCAGCGGAAUGGUACAGACUGAGCUUGCAUCCAUUGUUGAAAGAGACUGGAGGAGUGGUCGAUGCCAAGUCAAUGAGGUCGGUCCAUUGAAGACUGUUGACUCGCGGAGCAGCGAGUGAUGCGCUGAGUUGCUUCUACUCGCAACGCCCCUUUUCAUUAUCAGGAAAGCGGUAUUGUGUUAUUUGGAGAUCCGGGACUUUGUUCGGGCCGAGCAAACUAUGAACCUGCGCCCGGAUCGCCCUCCGGACGCCAAAGAUUGUUUCAUUCGCUUCUUUCAUGCCACGCUGAAACAGGAUGUUGACAAAGGUCAGUCACUGCAAGUGAGGAGCGGGACGAGACCUGGAUUCACGCGCCUACCUCGUUCACCUCUCAGCAACACAAGCCCUCGACAAAAUGAUCAAAGCUCCGGACUUUCAAUACGUUCUUUUGCUUUGGGCAUCCAAAGUCGCCAAUGAAUCGGGGAUCACUGCCCUCUCUACUGCCGUACUUCAAGCUUUACUAGAUGUCUAUAGACGAGGAGAAGAAGGGAGUACCCAGAACGAAAUGUUGACUACCGUACGGUAUGUCGGGUGAAGGGGUGUAAGGAGGUUCCUACUGCAUCACUGACUCGCACGCCACCACUCUUCUCUGUUGAGAUAGGAGCCUCAUUCGGUUGCUCGCUUCGCGGUUAGAGUCUGAGGCCGACUCGGGGUACGUCACGGAUUAAACCUCGUGCUCGAAUCGAGAAGGCUAAGCUUAUGGAAUACCUCCAACCUCGCAAGGCUUUCGCUGGCGCGAUUGAUCACAUCAGAGUUCGUGGCGGCGACUGAUAUUGUUCGGGAGUCGUUCGGGAAACAUCUGCCCACGGUCGACAAAGACAUAACAUGGCUCCUCAAGACUGGUACUAUCUUUACCCUCUAGCCUAUUAAAAGCAUCUCGAGCUGAUGCUUUGUUCUAUGAUUACAUCAGGGUACAAUAUCUGCGCUACCUACAGCUCUCGUUGGCCAGCCGAGGUUAUCACACCGAUGUACGAAGCAGUCGCCCGUCUCGGGGAUCUCAAGCUCGAGAGCGGGAGUGUAGACGACCCCAAGCUCAAAAGGUCGAUCGUGUUUUGUCGCGUUGCUACUCUUUCUGGCUUGCUCGCUCAAGCCCGAUCAGCGACGAGCGCCUCCGAUCAGGUGAGGCGUACUAGGUGAGAUCGACGACGAAGCGCGUUACUGACCUGGACUUGUCGUCUCUAGUCCAAGUUAUACUCCAAGCUGCUGCGAGAUACGCAGGAACUUGCCCAAUCAGUACCUUCGCUCAGCGAAAAGAGCGACGAUGUGGCGACCUCGGCACUGCUCGCUUUCGAAGUCGAAGCGAGGAGCGGCCUAUGCGAUUGGGGGAACGUCGAAGCUCUCUUUUCUGUAAGUCCAGAUGGGCGACGAAGACUUGACUCAACUGAGUUUAGCUUAAUACGCCAACAGAGAUUGGCGUCAGCUAAAGAGCCCACCGUGUCUCUGAGCGCUAUCAAAUUGAUCACAGCUCGAGCAGUCGUCGCUGCCGACUGCGCACCGGAUGUGCUCGGCUCGAUUCUCGAGAAGACGCUGCAUACGCUCUUCUACAGAAAGGAUCUGGACAGGUCGGUUUCACUCCGAACUCAAAUUGAUCACCAGGAACUAAAUGACCUCUCACUCUCUAAUCUUGCAGCCCGACUCUGGGGGCUUGGCUGCGGGUAAUGAUUUCGUCGCUACUCGCAAGCGCUCCUGGACAAGCAUUGACUUACGUCAAGCAUGCGCUCACAUUCGUGAAAACACUGGUCAAUAAUUUUCAGUGUGAAUUCACCGGGGUACAGAAUGCUGAUCACCGAUAAAUCCUCGCAGACUGGCUAUCCGCGCGACGAGGUUCAAUGGCUGGUGGCUACGACGUGGGAUAGGGGUCAGUCAUCCAAGACUCUCGCCAGCACACUCUACCCAGGACCUCGCUGAGCGUUUUCUGGUGCAGGUUUGGAUUUGUUUUCGGUGCGAGACCUCGAGCCUGCGGAGGAGUGGUGCCAACUCGCUGUCGAACUUGCUCAGUGUAUCGACGAGAACCAGACUGCUAUGGUCAGUUGGGGCAACCCGCUCAAAGUCCUCACUGAUUUGACUUUGACAUGGAUCGUUUUCAUAUAAACAGCUCUCGCGAUCAUUGGAACAACUUCGAACGAGGAUGCGCGCGUUCGCGUCCACGGAUUCUGACCUGGGCUGA